Molecule: messenger RNA, 1724 nt
Organism: Ctenopharyngodon idella (grass carp)
Lineage: Eukaryota; Metazoa; Chordata; Actinopteri; Cypriniformes; Xenocyprididae
Product: platelet-activating factor receptor-like
Exons: 2
Coding region: 166-1188 (340 amino acids)
Biological process (GO): G protein-coupled receptor signaling pathway; chemotaxis
Cellular component (GO): membrane
Molecular function (GO): G protein-coupled purinergic nucleotide receptor activity; platelet activating factor receptor activity
Source: RefSeq, a predicted model, not a curated record
AAAGUUCUCUGGAAAGGAGUUGGGGAAAAUAGGAAGCGACAGCGAGAGGUGUGACUGCAUGUUAAAUAAGAGGAGCUGUGAGCUGAAGGCUUGAACUCUGAGCGAGCAGCGCGCGAGCAUCACGUUCACUGGGAAUUACAAGAUACGGUGACGACUUCUACAGCCAUGUCGAACGCUGAAGAUUGCAGCCAUCAGAAUCAAACAGACAAAUUCAUUGACUCAGAGUUUCGUUACACUCUCUUUCCUAUAUUCUAUGGCAUAGUCUUUGUCUUGGGGUUGCUGGCCAACUGCUAUGCUCUUUAUGUUUUGCAUAUUAUGCGGGAGUCUAAAGCUAUGAAUGAGAUUCGAAUCUACAUGACCAACCUGACCGUUGCAGACCUGCUGUUUGCGUCCACUCUACCUUUCUGGAUUAGUUACUACAUAAAUAACGGUCACUGGAUAUACUCGGAUGCCCUCUGCCGUAUCAUAGGCACGUUUUUCUUCAUUAACUCGUACUGCUCCAUUCUCUUCCUUACUGUCAUCAGCAUUAACCGUUACUGGGCUGUUACCAGGCCACUGGUGGCUGCCUCUUCUGACUGCUGGAAACGUGGAGCAACUGUCUCAGCGGUCAUCUGGGUCGUCACUCUUGUGGGAUCGGUUAAAUACCUCAUUGAGCCGGGAAUCCAUGAUGAUAAGAUUGAAAACAAAAAUAUUUCUCGCUGUUUUGAGGGUUAUUAUUACGAGAAAUGCUCUGUAAAAAAUGCAGUGGCCAUCACCCACUUCAUCAUUAUUGGCUUGUUCUUUCUUGUUUUCGCAUUGGUGAUUGUCUGCAACAUCUUAAUCGCUCGAGCUCUUCUGUCCCAACCCAUCAGUCAGCCUCGAGCCAGCACGGGAAAGCGUUCUGGUGGCACCAAGCUUAGAGCUUUGAGGAUGCUGUGUGGUGUUGUGGGUGUCUUUGUGAUCUGUUUCCUGCCACAUCACGUGGUGCAGGGUCCCUGGACUUUGUCUGUGCUGGGCCUGAAAAAUGAUUGGAGCAUGGAGACUCGCCAAAGCUUAAACGAUGCUCACCAGAUCACCCUCAUGCUUAUGGGGAUCAACUGCCUCCUGGACCCGCUGGUGUAUUGCUUCGCCACCACAAAUUUCCGCAAGUACAUCCAGGGUCAUUUCACAAGGGUCAAGAAUAACAAACACUGCUUGUGCAACAUAUAACACAGUAACACACUGAUAAAUAUAUGGUGUUCAUUUUAAUCAGUUAGAGCAGGGGUCUCAAACUCAAAUUGGCUGGGGGCCGUUGCUAUGAUAGGAGAGCCAUUUUAACAUUCAAGCACAAGAAAGUGCAAAAUUUCUGAAAAAUUACUUUCCUUUGCAUUAUUUCUUAUUUACUUCAAAUUUCAUUACUAAAAUAUUUUGCCAUACUUAAAAAAAUACUUAAAAAAUAUAAACAGCAGUGUCAAUCAUUGUUACAUACAGUAUUAGUUUUUAACAGUUAGUGCAAAUAUUUUCCCUUACUUUAUUUUAGCUUAAAUAACAUCAAAAUCUUGCACUGAACAACACUGUACUGAACAAAUGCAAUCCCUGAAUACAUUUGUACACUCUUCUAUUUCUUGCCAGAGACCUGGCAGCGCUUCUGCUCACAGCUGAGCCACAUUUGUCCAAGAUGCCGUUUGAGCAUCGGUAACGUUUAUCGGUACACUGUAAAAAAUGAAUGUGAUUUUAACGGUAAAAAUAUUGUAAAUAGGUUAACA